This is a messenger RNA of Pimephales promelas (fathead minnow), 1901 nucleotides long. NCBI's taxonomy places the organism in Eukaryota, Metazoa, Chordata, Actinopteri, Cypriniformes, Leuciscidae. The record is from RefSeq and is a predicted model, not a curated record.
UUUCACCAUCUGGUUUUCAUAGUCAAUGCAGGAUGUUGUCAAAGUGCAAUAAAGUAACAGUGCUUUACAAAUGAAAAAGAAUUGGUCUGGAGUCCGAACACUUUUUAUUGAGUUAAGACCAGCGUUUCGUCUUUUUGUGAGGUUUUCUCUCUUUUCUUUUCUUCUUUUUUUGUGCCUGUCUGAAGUAAAGAGGCAGUCCAGCCCAUGCACAGGACAACACUGGAGACAACAGGUCUGUCUCAUUGGUAGGGUGUGCAUCUUCACAUUUUCACAUGUGGGACUGCCACAACGAACAAAAUGAUCUGGAUCACUUUAUUUCUGAAUAUUCUUGCAUCAUCAGCUGUGAAUAUCAGCGGUAAUCAUCGCAAUGAACCUGUUAUAUCACCCGAGGAGUCUGAGUAUGUCUCUCUUCAAGGUCAAAAAGAAUAUUAUCACAGAGACGUGGACAAAGACAAGUGCACUAUGCCAUGUGAAAUGACUGCAAAAUUAAUGCGUGAUGAAAAACAUUCCUUGUGCAGUAACCUCCAGCAUACCAUGGUGUCAUAUACAAGAAACACUAGGAAGCUGAUCAGAGAUCUGAUUGAUGAACAGCAGAAGGCUUUGGAAUUUCUCUCAAGCCAGAUAAUAGAGCUUAUGGCCAAAGUUAACACGCUCAGUUCAGAUGUACAGAGAAGCAACAGUGACAUAUUUUCCGUGAAGCCCAUGGAGUCCCACGGGAAAGACUGUAGUGAUAUCAAAGAGACACUAGGUGCUGUGUCUCCAAAAAUCCCUAGUGGAAUUUAUAUAAUUCAGCCAGAAAACACAGAUGUUUCAUUUGAGGUGUUCUGUGAGAUGGAUUACAUGGAAGGUGGAUGGACAGUAAUACAGAGACGGACCGAUGGUCUCACCGACUUUAAACGAAUGUGGUCACAGUAUUUGGAUGGAUUUGGACACUUAGCAGGUGAACACUGGUUGGGUUUGAGGAAGAUCUUCAAUAUUGUGAGUCAGAGGAACACACGUUUCCAGCUGCACGUGUCCCUGGUCUCGCAAGAUGAUUCCACGGCCUAUGCUUCAUACGACAAUUUUUGGCUCGAAGAUGAAACUAAAUUCUUUGCAAUACACCUUGGCAGAUAUGCCGGAUGUGCAGGUGAUGCUUUUCGAGGGUAUGGGCAAGAGCAGAAUCAAGAUACGGCCCCCUUCAGUACCUCUGACGUUGACAACGACGGUUGUUCUCCAUUCUGCACGUUUGCUGAUAAAGCUGUUGAGAGCUGCAGUGAGAACCAGAACAACACUGGAUGGUGGUUUAACCAGUGUGGCAAGGCUAAUUUGAAUGGCUCACCACUGGACCAAGACCUGUCCACCCAGUCACAUAUCCACUGGGACACCUGGACCAAAAAUGGCACGCUUGUCAAAAUUAAAUCAGUGACUAUGAAGAUCAGGAGAGUUGAGAUGCCGAAUUUAAAAUAAAUCUGAGGAUUUUGAAGAUGAUGUAUUACAAUGGAACAAGGUCACUGAAGAACUGAAGCACUAAGAACGAAGCACUUCUGCCAUGUGAACUUUUCUAAAAAAAGAAAAGUGAAAGAAAAUAUGAUUAGGAAUAAACUUUUUGGCAUUGUGAUUUAGUCCACCAUGCCUUUUAAUCCUGGGUCACAGCCCAAAAUGUUCAUUGUUAUGAAUAAAUUGAAUUGUGUUAUUACUAAAAUGUUUUAUUUACAUGGAACACUGCUAGAUUAAACCAAAUAAUUCAGUCUGAAAGUUACUGUCAAACUACCAGCACUCAAAAGUCCCUUUUUUAUUGACGGUUGUACUCUGAUUAGACAGUAGAUUUUAUUCAAAACACUCAAAGCCUGUCUAAAGGGUAUGAUUUGUGUUCAUGAUACAGGUUUAAUGAUUUUUAUUAAAUGAGAAUCAAAACAACUGCA